Messenger RNA from Paracoccidioides lutzii Pb01, 357 nucleotides. RefSeq lists its product as hypothetical. The transcript has a single exon. Bases 1 to 357 code for a protein of 118 amino acids. The record is from RefSeq and is a predicted model, not a curated record.
AUGCAGGAGCAAACACAAGCGUCAACAGCUGCACUACAAACCCAGCACACCAGUAACCCAGAAGAACUAAACCACCCAAUGAUGCUGACGACAACGGAUGAUACAGAAGAUGAGAUAUUGUCAGGGGAUGAGGAUGAUGACUACUCCACUGGCGCCAAGCUUCUCAUCACUCAUAUGAAGGAUCAUUGGCAGUACUCAGUUUCUCUCUUCCUCUCUUUGAAUCUCAACCUCUCUGGUUCAAGACCGACAGAGAAUCAUCUUCAGAUACUGCACAAAGAAGAUGAAGCUGUUCACAGAUCUCAAGUGACAGAGUUCAGUCAACUCUUCAUACUGCAGAAUGACAUAAUCUGUAUCUAG